This is a messenger RNA of Lineus longissimus, 10966 nucleotides long. RefSeq names its product E3 SUMO-protein ligase RanBP2-like. NCBI's taxonomy places the organism in Eukaryota, Metazoa, Nemertea, Pilidiophora, Heteronemertea, Lineidae. The record is from RefSeq and is a predicted model, not a curated record. Gene Ontology annotation, biological process: intracellular transport. The coding region runs from base 90 to 9896 and encodes 3268 amino acids. Gene Ontology annotation, molecular function: protein binding; GTPase activator activity. The transcript has 29 exons. Gene Ontology annotation, cellular component: cytoplasm; nuclear pore.
AGUUGCAGAUUUUGCCGGUUUUCCCCAAUUUGCACACGUCAAAUUUUGUAUGAAAUCAAUAGUUCUAAAUGUAUUGACCUGAAGAAAAGAUGUAUAAGACAAAACAACAAGUCGAUAAACACGUGUCCAAUAUAUUAGGCCGGAUAAAAGAUGAAAAUGGGCGACUUCAACGUGGCUUUAGUGUCGCCAAAAUGUACUUUGAAAUCAAGGAAUACGAACUGGCGAAAAGAUAUCUGUACGGUUUCCUCACAGUCAAAGACACACUACCCGAGGCUCAUAAGUUGAUGGGACAAGUACAAGAAGCUACAGGUGCCACAGGACCAGCGCUCAUUGCGUAUCGGAGAUCACUAGAACUGGAUGGAAAGCAGAAAGAUGUGGUAAUAAAAGUGUGUGAGCUGUACUCAAAGACAGAUGUUGACCCAGACAGAGCCAGGUACUGGGCUGAACAGGCCGAGAAGGUGUCACCAAAUCAUGAAGUUGUGUUCAAAUUACGGGAGCGGGUAAUCAGCAGUGGGACGGACAUGAUAGGCAAUACGAAAGAUCUGGAGGAUCUCAUCUCGUCUGAACUGUUGAAGCGGCCCCAUGACGUGAACUUGCGUAUCAAAUUGCUCAAGUUGUUCAUAGACCAGGAACAUGUUGAUGAAGCGUAUGAACAUGCCAUGGCCGUUGAGAAGACAUCAGCAUAUUCGACAAGCUUGGAGUGGUACCAGUUCCUCAUACAAGUACUAGAGGUAUAUCAAGAGGAAAUUGGGCGUAACAUCAACAGCACCUUUCACCGUAACAUGCUCCAUGCCCUCAACAAUGUGGUGACCUUGACAAUGAAGCUGAAGGGCGUCGGGGACAGCACCGAGGCCCUCCACAAGUUUGACCAGCACCUCCAGCUCGCCAUGACCAUAACAUCAAACUCCAAGGAAUGGGAACCGUUCCUCAAUGAAAUGAGAGCUCAGCUUUUCUACCAUUUUGGGACCCUGUUGCUAAAGAAGCCACAGAAGGACCACUUUGACUGGGGAACUGCCACAGGCCAAGCAGCUGCCUGUUUUGUAGUGAGCUACGGUCUUGAGGCUCCAGACCCAAGGUCUGCCUGGUUCGUGAGUGCCUCUGGUGAUGAUCAGAAACUCUACAGACAGUGGUGUAAUACUGGUGCCUUCAGGCUAAGUCAAGUGGGUCACAUGUUAUUGACCCUCUGCCGAGGAGACAACCUGAUGAAAUGGAUGAACGCUGUCAAACAGGAGAUGUGUACCCAACAAGGUCGUGAGGGGAUAUAUGACGCCUUGUUUGCUCUUCGGCACAUGAAGCUUGCUAAGAGGACAUCUUUCCUUAUGCUCUCACCGUUGUUCACCGAGGUGAAUGUACGCUUCCCGAGCAUACGGUUACUUCAACAGUAUGAUAAAGUUGCCCACCGUAUUCACCCAGAGUGUCUGUCAACUCUAGUCUGGAUAGCUCUACAGUAUUACUCAGGAAAAGAAGUCACCCAGCCGAACUACCACUUCACCAUCUUUGAAUCCCUCCAGUACGACUGCCCUACCCUCGAGACAAGCUCUGCGGAGUCCCUCUGUGUCUUGGAUACUGAAGCUUUCCUUUAUGCGACCAUCUGGACCGCAGCAAUGAAGCAGCUUGAGCGACUCGAGAGGGUUCCGUUGGUUGAUCACCAGCCCCACAUGUUACCACUGGCGCUGUGUGAGCCCCUCUGCUCCAAGGCACAAGCCGAGUGGUGGCGGACAGCUUACAGAUUGUACUCCAACACAGCAAAAGAGAACCUUGUCAAAAUGCGUCUGUCGCUCCAGCGAGGCCUGGAAGUGAUACGCAUGCUCGGUAACCAUGGACUCGAUGUCUCACUUGUCGUCCAUUUGGCACGCACAUUCGAAGAAAUGGCGACAGAACUCAAAAUCCAAGCGAUCACAAAUGAUUGCGCUGCAUUGGAAAUGGAAAGGCUUCAUUCUCGGGCGCGUUUAUUCUGGUGUAAAGGAGUUGAGAUGCUUGAAAGACUCAACAAAAAUCUGAGGCUGCGUCAUCCUAAGGAGCGGCUGUUCCCUGGCACUGAAACAACAGUCGAUCCAAAUCUCAUCAAAGAUUACGUCCGAAAUGGCAAAUUCUUCCUGGCGUGUGAUGCGAUGACUUCUGGACGGCAUGAGGAGGCGAUUGGAGUGUUUGAGGAGUUGAAUAUGCCGUAUGCUUCCUAUCAUCAAGCUCAUGUGUACAUCCAGCUCGCCGAUAUUCAGUUUGAUGGCAGGUCAGGUGGCGAGUUGACUUCUGAUGUACGCACCAAGUGUUCUGCCCUACUCACCAAGGCUAAGGAGUCAUUCUACCUGACCAUGGACAGAAUCAGGGGAGAUAAACACCAUAAAUUCCACCAGUUGUUGCCUAAUGAGAUAGAUGAGGUUGAGAAUAGGAUUCUUGUGCUGGAAGAAUACGAUGAACCAGACCUGAGUACCUCUCAAUUGAACAACAGCAUGAUGAACGGCACAGAUUCCCGGCUUCAGAAUGGUGCCAGUUUUAUCCACAGCACGCCAAGACCUCCACUCCGUCUCAUCAAAAUGGAAAACUCGACUUUUGGAAGUCCUGAAUCUCGCCAUAUUCAACCAAGUCCUGAACGGUUGGACGCUCAGAUCCGUUCCAUGCAGUCAACGCAGGAAAAAGUCAUGAAGGAUGUCAUGGAGUGUAACAAGAGUCUUCUUGAGACAAACAGGGUACUCGCAUCCGAACUCAAGGAAAAUAGAGUUACCAUGCAACAGAUGAAGGCAAAAUUGGAUGAACUUGCACGUAAUAGUAACCGUGGUCCAGUGCCUCCGCCUGCACCCAUGCCUCCACCCACUGUCCCACUCACUUACUACACACCUGACAUCUUGGCAUAUGCUCCGGGUGGUGGCUUUAUGCCUCAUGGGUUCCCCCCGUUUGAUCCGACCGGACGCCUGCCUCCAAAUUUCACUGCUCCACCACCACAGGGUCAGCAUAUUCCUACCGUGCCACUUCAAACUCAUGGUCAUGGUCAUGUGAUUGAUGAGGAGGAGGACUACGGAGAUGAUUGUUAUGAUGGAGAAGAUGAUUAUGCUAGUGAGAAUCAAUCGAGUCAGUUUCCAGUCACAAGCUUGGAGGGAAAAUCAACUGUGACGUACACGCCACAGGGACCGAUGCCUGGUCCAGGAUUCUUCUCACAUGGUCCUGUUGGAGCUUCACCUGGGUUUAGCGGGUCAGCAGGUCUAUCUGGUCCGCCGCCGAUCCAACACUUCCCAUCACCUGUGGCAGUGUCUGGUCCCUCCAUUACCAUGGGAACGUCUAAUGCUGGCCAAUUCAUGACCAGGCCACCCGUAUCUGGACCUCCCCCUAAUGCUGUCCUUGGAACACCCCUCGGCCCACGGCCUGGUUUCCCUGUGUCCUCACAAAGCCAGGUAGGAUCAAACUUUGAGUACCCAGUGCCUUUGCUUGCUGCAGGACCAGCACCGACGAGCCAAGGGGCCAAUUCUAAUCUUGUAUCCAUGAUUGCUGCGAAAACUGGACCCCCGAUGUUUGCCAAACCAAGUGGAGAUGCGGGUGUACCAGUGGUACAGGAGAAGAAUCUGAGCUACCCGACAGAAGGUGAUAAAGAUCCAAGUUACUCUGAGCCACACUACGAACCUAUCAUGGCGUUACCUGAGGAGGUGGUGAAGACAACAGGUGAAGAGGAUGAGACGAUACUCUACCAGAAUGACCGUGCACGCAUGUACCGCUUCUCAGAAGGACAGUGGAAGGAGCGUGGCACAGGUCCUGUUAAAAUCCUCAAGCACAAAACGAACGGGAAAGUCCGGUUGUUGAUGAGAAGAGAACAAGUGCUAAAGAUUUGUGCUAAUCAUUUCUUCCACGGAGGCAUGACCAUAUCCUCAAUGAAAGCAGCCAAGAAUGCUUACAUGUGGUUCGCACAGGACUUCGCCGAGGAGCAGGUCAAAAAUGAACAGUUCGCUUUGAAGUUUAAAACGGAAGAAAUGGCGACCGAUUUCAAGGAGAAGUUCUUGGAGGCAGUUCAACUUGCUGAGGGCAAUCCAAAGGAGCCGGGGACACAAGUUACAAAACUACCAGUUGUCUCAACUGCGGCUAAAACUGCAGAGAAAUCCCCGGCAGCUGUAACAUCAACUGCGACAUCGAGUUUCAAAUUCGGUUCUGCCGCAUUCGGAGUGGCGAAGGAUGACCUAGGAGCUAAUACAGAAAAGACAUCUAUGAGUCAAUCAGGAUUCAAGUUUGGUGAAAAUGGUGGUGGAUUUAAAUUUGGUUCAAGCACCCCGGUUGCGAUGUUUGGCCAGAAAGAGGCGUCCCCUGCCCCGAAGGCUGUUGGUUCUGCCUCCCCUGCUUCCAGUCUUCUGAGUGAAAUGGCGACAAAACAUCAAGAAGAAGCUAAGCAACCUCAGGUCUCGACGACUGACGGCAAAAUCCACCUUGGCGGCUUUUCAUUCACCGCGCCACCAAAGCUCAAGCCGGCUGAUGAAGAACCUCCUAUCGCCCAUGCUCAUGCGGGGAAACCCAAAGCCGAAACAACACCUGCUAUAACGGAUGCACCAAAGCCAUUCGCUGGAUUCAGCUUUGGUUCCAAGUCGUCUCCGUUCACCAGUUUAGUAUUGGGAUCUGGUGAGAAAGAAAAGGAGAAGGCCUCUGCCUCACCGAUACUUGGUGGAAAAAAAGAACUGUUGUCAUUUGCAGAUCUCUCCAAGCAGGCCACAUCUACCCCAGUGGCGACAGCUUUACCAAGUAAUAAGCCAGCAUCUGCAGAUCUUUCAAAGAAGGCCACAUCUACCCCAUCCUUUGUGAAGCCAGCUGAAAAUGCAGCGAGUCCAGAGAAACCUCAUGACAAGUCUACUGAGGAGAGUCACCCCGAGGGAUACGUACCAACAGUGGACUACCAGCCGAUCAUCCAGCUACCACAGCUGGUUGAAGUCCAAACUGGUGAGGAAGAGGAGAAGAAACUGUUCGGGGAGCGUGCCAAACUCUAUCGUUACGACCCUGAUACAAGACAGUGGAAGGAACGCGGCAUUGGGGAGAUGAAGAUAAUGAAAAACAGUUCAACUGGACGGAGUCGUAUUCUGAUGCGGAGAGAACAGGUGUUGAAACUUUGUGCGAAUCAUAUCAUCACAACCGAUAUGAGUCUCGUCGAGAUGAAAGGUUCAAAGAACGCCUGGUGCUGGACAGCUAAUGACUUCAGUGAGGAAGACCAUAAAGUUGAAAAGUUGGCCGUGAAGUUCAAGACGGAAACUGUGGCUGCUCAGUUCAAAGAGAUUUUUGAAGAAUGUCAGGAUGAAGCCCUUGGUGCGGGUGAUGAAGAUGAAGAGGUUCCUGAAGAUCUGAGUAUGAAAGCCACGGCUAAACCUCCUUCUGACCUCUAUGCUUUGCUGCGACCCGCCGAGGGAAGUUGGAGCUGUGAUUCCUGCAUGUUACCCAACGGACCUGAUACGACCCAGUGUGUGGCAUGCUUGACGCCAAAACCUGGCACACAGGUAGCAGAAGCAAAGCCUGUCUUCCUAAUUGGUGGUGCCACUGGGUUUACAUUCGGUAGUAGUCCCGGUGGCAAACCAUCAUCUGGGUUUGCAUUUGGUUCGAGGCCUGAGUCAAGUUCUGUAAAACCAGCAGAGGAUAAUGCCACUGCAGUCAAACCAUUCACGAGUGAAGAGUUGGCUGCCAAGUUUAAGAUUGCCCCUGGGAGCUGGACGUGUGAUGCUUGCUAUCUUUCAAAUGGUCCACACAAGACCAAGUGUCUCGCAUGUGAGACCCCAAAACCUGGAUGUGAGCAGUCAAACUCUGGAGCACAGGGAACAAAUGCUUCACCACAGAUUGGCUUAUUCAAUCCUAAUACCGGGGGUGGAUUCACAGUAAGUGGAGGAAAAGGAGGAUUCGUGUUUGCUUCAAAGUCUACUCCAGCCACGGAGCCCGCAGCGACUCAGGCAAGUGGAUUCGGGUUUGGAUCGAAACCUGUCUCUGCAAUGGAACCUGUGACGUCCACUCAGUCGAUAGGUUUUACAUUCGGUUCAAAAACUGCCCCAGAACAGUCAACCCAAGCUACUGGUUUCAAAUUCGGUUCAAAACCGGCAGUGGAAGUGACAUCAACGGAGCCUGGUGCAGCUGGUGCAGUUAGUGAGGAUCCUUUGGACAAGUUGAGGAUGAAGGAUGGCGAGUGGGAGUGUGAUAUGUGCAUGAUCAAAAACAAAGCUGGUUCAACCAAGUGUGCUGCGUGUACCAGCCCAAAACCUGGCACAGCUGUAGCCCCUGAUUCGUCAACCCCUGCCUGGCUUGGUGCAUCUGGUGCCACUGGCUUCUCAAUGCCCUCACAGUCAAGUUCCCCUGGAGGAUUUGCAUUCGGAUCCAACCCUGAAGUAGAGGAGAAAAAGACGGAGCCUUCAGCUGGAGGAUUCAAGUUUGGUCAAACAAGCACGCCAAAAUCUGCUUCUUCUCUGACCUCCGGGUUUAACUUUGGAUCUGCCGCCUCGAGUUUCAAAUUUGGUAGCACCCCAGAAUCUUCAUCAACACCACCUACCCCUCCUGAACCAAAAACUCCCGAGUUCAAAUUCGGCUCAUCAAAAACAUUUGCUUUUACUGGUGUGACGCCGUCUGCGGGGAGUACCAGUAUGUCAAAUAUAAGGUCGCCAAAAUCUCCAGACGAUCAUUAUCAUAGUGAGGAGGAUGACUCGCAUAUACACUUUGAGCCGAUUAUUCCCCUCCCAGAAAAGAUCGAGGUGAAAACAGGUGAGGAGGAUGAAACGACACUGUUUACCCACCGAGCGAAACUGUAUCGCUGGCAGAAGGAAUGGAAGGAGCGGGGUGUUGGUAAUAUCUCCAUCCUCCAACACAAAGAAAAUGGCAGGAUACGUGUCAUCAUGCGGAGAGAGCAGGUUUUGAAAUUGUGUUGUAAUCAUAAUAUCACGGGUGAGAUCAAACUCACACCGAUGGAGAAGGCAAAUGGUAAGGCCUAUCUGUGGUAUGCAAUGGACUGCGCCGAAGGUGAACCGAAGGCUGAAAAGUUGUGCGUCCGAUUCAAAACGGCGGAAAUUGCCGGUGAUUUUGCAAAAGUAUUCAAUGACUCGGUAGAGAAAAUGAAAGGUUUUAAAUCACCGCAGAAAUCUGGUGCUCAUGAAACUGAUGCUUCUAAAGCAGAUACGUCGGUAGCUAACUCAAGCACAGCUAGUGACUUUUCAUUCAAAAUCGACAACGAUUCAAUUAAGGAUUCUAAAAUGCCUGCAGGGUUCAGCUUUAAGUCACCUGAGCAGACGUCAAAAUCUAACUUCUCAUUCGGGGAUCGAUUCAACUCAUCUGCCACUGGAGCGAGUCCACUGAACAAGUCGAAGGAAGUGACUGAAGCAGCCGGUGAUGCUGGCUCCGACAGCGAUGUAGAAAUAAUAUAUGAAGAGCUGCCAACGCCGGAACAGAUCGCGAUGGCCGAGAAAUAUCAACUGCCGCGAUGUUUCUAUUUGUACGAGAAGAAACCCGAUUGCCCGGGCUGUCGCGGAUGUGUGGAGAACUGGGAUCAGCUGCAGUACGAUGAUCAUGUAGAUGACGUGCAGGUGAUCUCUGAACUCAAGGCAUCCAAACACGACCAGGAACGUGCCAAGAAAUACCAACUUCCUGACAAUUUCUAUCUUUAUGAACAAAAGCCUCCGUGCAGUGGAUGUCCUGGCUGUGAGAGUUGCAGCCCUAUGAAAGAUUCAGCGGGCAGUGCAGCUACGAAGAGUGCAGACACGUCAUCCCAAGAGCCUGACUCGACCAUAGACACAGCAGACUCCAAGGCAGGCAUCUUGACAAGUAGUGAGAAACCAGUGCUGAGUUCCUCUGGGAUCGGCAUGUCGGGUCUUGGCAUGUCCUUCGCUGACGUGGCAGGCUCUCUACCAGCAUCAGGGUUUGCCUUUGGGAAUCAGGACAAAAGUAAGUCCUUCAGUUGGACUGGUGCGGGUAAGACGCUCUUCUCAAAGGUGAGUAAAUCAGCCGAUGACACCGGUGAUGAUGGUGAAGUUGUCCAGGGAGAUGAUGUCCACUAUGAUGCGAUCAUGCCACUGCCUGAGUUGGUUGAGGUGAAGACUGGGACUGAGGAUGAGGAACCAGUGUACUCACAGCGUGCCAAGGUCUUCCGCUAUGACCCGGGCACAAAGCAGUGGAAGGAGAGGGGUGUCGGCGAGAUGAAGAUCCUCAAACAUAAAACACAAGUCCAAUACCGAUUACUGAUGCGGCGUGAGCAGGUGUUGAAGUUAGCCUGCAACCACCUGAUGACCACCACCAUGGAACUGACCAGGAUGACCACGUCCGAGACGGCCUGGUGUUGGUUUGCUAUAGAUUACUCAACAAAUGAGGCAUCACAUGACCAGCUGGCGGUCAGGUUUAAGACGAUUAUGUUGGCGAAGCAGUUCCAGCAAGCUUUCCUCGAGUGCCAGCAGCACCUGCGAGAUGCUGAGAAGUCAAAGGCAGAAGAAGAGGCUGCUGUAUCUGCCGGAGCUGAUUCCAGUGAAAUUGAGGACGACGCUGGCGACCGGCAAUCUUUACUUGCCGAGUUACUAACCGAUGGUGCUAAGCGCCUGGCACUCGACGAUGCUCAAGUGCCGACGUGCGUACAGGAGGUUGCAGAGGCUGAUGAUCAAGAUGGCGGAGACAGAUACGAGGAUUACGAAGAUGAAGAUGAGGUCGAGGAAGAAGACGUCAUGUUUGAAAAGAAAGCGACGCUGUUUUCUAAAGAACUCAACGAAUGGAAGAAACUUUGUAUCGGCGAUCUGCUGGUUGUUUACGAUGAAGAGGUUUAUGGCGCCAGGAUACAAAUGGAUAACCCUGAUGGUGAAACAAUCUGCAGCCAUCAUAUUGCCAUAGAAACACAGCUGACGCCCAAUGAGAAGAAGAAGACCUGUGAGUGGGCGGCCACAGACUUCAGUGCGGGCGAACCGAUCAGACGUCAAUUCAAAGCACAGUUCAGUAAUGUACCAGCUGUCAAAGAGUUCCAACAGAUUUUUAAACAGGGCGUUGAGUUUGCUCAAGCUGCAAAUAUAUCUGAACUUGACGUUCUGACCAUUCCAACAGAACUCGAUGUCCCAGAGGUCGUAGGUCAAGGUCGGGAUGUAGAGGAUGAUGCUCCGCAACCGCAGGCGGGUGGACGAGCUCCGUUGGCAGCUCGGAUGUUCAUGCCCGUCCUAAAAAUCAUGCUAUUUGUCUCGGUUGUGAUGAACUCGGCCCAGUCCACGUCUGGUUACGGCUUUGAUUCUCCUACUAACUUGCCUGCGCUUCUACCAACUCACUUCCUCACCUCCGACACUGCCGGCUAUUUAGACAUGCUCGCGAGAGAUCCACAAAAAUUGUUGGAAGUGGUGGGGAUUUUCCAUCCCGAGAUGUUGAGCAAGAAGUGUGUGGGGAAGGUCUUGGCUAAACCUGGGGGUGAAUCUCACUUAUGUGAAUCGCAUGAACAUCAAGGUGGUGUAUCGGCAGGUUUGAGUGGUCUGCUUUCUCAUCAUGUGAUUGAGAGUCAAGCUUUCAGCAUGCCAACAGGGUCAUCUGAUAGUGAUGUUGAUAAUACACCCCCAUCCCCAUUUCGACGCAUAUUAGACAAAGAAUUCUGGGAGAUUGAAUGCAAGUGUGCGCUUCAUCGUGUCAACUUCAAGUUACGUGCCAUUCAAACUGGCCAAUCGGCAACCUCGAUUCAAACUGACCAAUCAGCAACCUCGAUUCAAACUGACCAAUCGUCGACCUCUAUACACACUGACCAAUCGGCAUCUUGUACACAAGUUUCAGGUGGUGCACCGAAUGUAGCAUUAGGCGAGAUAAAGUCUUGCUCACCAGAACUGUCAGCGGCUGUUCAAGAUCUUAUAACAACAAUACAACAAGGGUCAUCUGGUGUUCAGCAGACACAGAAUACAGACGUGACCAGCUCAACAGACCAAGACCAGAGGUACAUGUAUGAGGCCCAGGAUUAGAUACGAAACUCAACUGAUGACAGCUUUUUUAACAACUAUUUUUAUCGGAGAUGCUCAUCAACCUGUUCAAAGUGGUUUUAUGGAAGCCAUCAUUUCAAUCGUUCCCUUUUGCAUUGACUUUACAAUUAACAUUCAUUGGUAUUGGUACGUGGACAUGGCGUGGUCUUCAUUGGGCUGUGACAGGCUUGCCAACCAGCCUUCGCUAAAGUACAAAUUGAAGGAUGAGCCAAAAUGUAGUGAUUGUUCAGUAGAAGUGCAGUGUUUUUUACCCAUGUGAUAUUGUAUUGUUCUUGUGAGGGCAACGGAACUCGGACAUGUAUUUGAAUGAGGUUAAGAAGUUGCGAGAUACAGCAGUAUUACAUGUACUGCUAACCUUGAUUGAGCCACCAACCCCUGGUAACUACUUUGAGAAAGGUAACACUACAUAGAUCCUCUGGAAAAGCUUAGCAUAGCUCAGCAGCACCAGAUGGGGAAAGAGAUUUCUGAUUUCUCAUGAAGACAUUUUGUGAACACGAGUGUAAGUUAUCUCAUUUUGCUUACUUUAUGUUUGUAAAUACUGAAUUUUGCAAUGGUAAAUACUGUUUGUGAGAAGAACUUGAAGAAGUACAUAAACAGUGGAGCCUCUCUACCGAGGACACCCUUGUGACUGACUGAUGCUGUCCUUAAUGAAAGGUGUUCAGAUCUUUUAGGUCAGAUUGAAUUGAAACGAUCACUUGCGGCCAAAAUCGCUGUAUACUGUAACGGGUGUUUAUUUGGGGAGGUUCCACUGUUAUUUGUAGAUGUAGGUAUGGAAAGUGAUCUCUGAUGUACUCAGUAAUCAUAUGCUGGCAACUUGGUGUGCUAGAAGUCGAUGUGGCGGGUAGAAUCUUUUAAAUGUUGUGCUUCAAGCUUGGUAUUGUUUUCAAUAGCCCUGGAUGUUGGUAUAUUGAGUCAAGCUGGCCACCUAUCAAUCAUGAUUCAUGACUAAACCGAUCAGGACAAGUAACAAUGAGAAAGCGGAAUAUUUUAUUCUGCUGUUGUCAAACAAUAUGUUGUAACAAAUUUGUAAUUGUAAAUAAAGAAUAACUCAU